Gordionus sp. m RMFG-2023 is the source of this 418-nucleotide messenger RNA. RefSeq lists its product as uncharacterized. Gene Ontology annotation, molecular function: RNA binding. The record is from RefSeq and is a predicted model, not a curated record. The coding region runs from base 44 to 358 and encodes 104 amino acids. Gene Ontology annotation, cellular component: mitochondrial ribosome; mitochondrion; nucleoplasm. NCBI's taxonomy places the organism in Eukaryota, Metazoa, Nematomorpha, Gordioida, Chordodea, Parachordodidae. The transcript has 4 exons. Gene Ontology annotation, biological process: mitochondrial translation.
UUAUGCUAGGAAAGAACUUUAUGCUAAUAGUAUUAUAUUACCUAUGAAAUUAAAACAAGAAGUGAGUUAUAAAGUAGAGAAAUCUCAUAAAAGUGUAUCUUGCUUGCAAGAGAUAUUUAAUCUGCUAGCUUGUUUAAAGAAAAAUGAUUUUUCUCAAGAAUAUUGUGACAUAGAAAUUAAAGGUUUCCAAACAUGUUAUGAUGACCAUAAAAACACCUUAGCCAAACAAAAAAUUGAAAAUGAAAAUAUAAUAGCCUUGUCUGGAAAAACUCGAUAUCCCACCAAACAAUUAAAUAAAUUAUUAAGGAAAUAUUUGAACCUAAACCAUCAAAAUGUUUGUCACUUGAACCAGAAAUAAACUCUAAAUAGUCAAUAUGAACAGCUUCAUCCUUUUGAUGCCAUAAUAUUUUAAAAAGGA